This is a messenger RNA of Chrysemys picta bellii (western painted turtle), 1287 nucleotides long. The record is from RefSeq and is a predicted model, not a curated record. Lineage: Eukaryota; Metazoa; Chordata; Testudines; Emydidae.
GGGGAGCUGCUCAGCCCAUGCCGGUGCGACGGGUCCGUCCGCUGCACGCACCAGCCCUGUUUGAUUCGCUGGAUCAGCGAGAGGGGCUCUUGGAGCUGUGAGCUGUGUUACUUCAAAUACCAGGUGUUAGCCAUCAGCACAAAGAACCCCCUGCAGUGGCAGGCGAUUUCCCUGACCGUCAUCGAGAAGGUGCAGAUCGCAGCCAUCAUCCUGGGCUCCCUCUUCCUCAUCGCCAGCAUCUCCUGGCUCAUCUGGUCGUCCCUCAGCCCCUCGGCCAAGUGGCAGCGGCAGGACCUGCUCUUCCAGAUCUGCUACGGCAUGUACGGCUUUAUGGACAUUGUCUGCAUAGGUCUGAUCAUUCACGAGGGCUCCUCGGUGUAUCGAAUCUUCAAGCGGUGGCAGGCAGUGAACCAGCAGUGGAAGGUGCUGAAUUACGACAAGGCCAAGGACCUGGGGGAGCCCGUUGGCAGCGGGGCGGCCAAGGCCGGGGGCAGGAAUUCACGGACGAACCCCUCCUCCGGGAGCGAAAGGAACCCCCGGCGGGGUCAGCGGGUUAGAACGAUUUUGAACCAUCACUGUGGCUACACCAUCUUGCACAUCCUCAGUCACCUGCGGCCGAACGAGCCUCGCGGGGGCGCCAGCUCUGGCCGGGAGGUGGUCAUGAGAGUGACAACUGUAUAACACCCCCUGGCCGGCGGACGGGGGGGCUGGCGCGAGGAACGCCCCGGAGAGCCGCUCCUGCAGGGGGGGCUGCAUCCCAGGGAAGGGCGCAUGCCAGCAGUCUCCGCCCCACUGUUUCCACCUCAUCUUCCUACUCUGGGGGCCGCCCUCCCCGCGUCUCGGCCCGCACCCGGCUAACCUCCCAUCAAUGUGAAAAUUCCUGCGGGGGAAGGGACCGGGCUGGCCCCUUCCUGCUGGCAUCCCUUGCAACCCCUCCCUGAUUUGGGGGAUGGGAGAAGAUUAUCGACCCCCCAGCGACGACUGAUCCAGGGGGCGGAGAACGAACGUGCUUACCUCAUCAUCGGUCAAACAAAAAUCCGAUCAACCCUUUCCAGCCCCAACUCCCCGCCCACCCUGCCGUGAGUCUCCGCCCCGGAGACGCCAGCUGGAAAGGCUCUGAACUCCUCGUCCCCCCCCCCAAAAGGUGCAAUAAACACAUUUCUAAAGCAAAAUGGGAUCCGGCAAUAAGAUACCUGUACGUUUCAUCUUUAAUUGAAUGCAUGAGAAUCUGUCUCCCCUUUCCCUUCUCUCCUAUCGUGGGAGGAUAAAGAAUCAUUUAUAUGCAAA